Ascochyta rabiei is the source of this 2949-nucleotide messenger RNA. RefSeq lists its product as uncharacterized. The transcript has 2 exons. Bases 1 to 2949 code for a protein of 982 amino acids. NCBI's taxonomy places the organism in Eukaryota, Fungi, Ascomycota, Dothideomycetes, Pleosporales, Didymellaceae. Gene Ontology annotation, molecular function: protein binding. The record is from RefSeq and is a predicted model, not a curated record.
AUGAAGCUUGUUGGCUCUAUCGAAAGUGAAAAGAAUCUCCUGCAUCUGGCACUGACCAAUAACACUGGAAGAUUGCUUCACGAGGUGGAUGCGAACUCUCGAGAAAACACCAAACAACUUGCCGAGCUCCUAAACCUGCUGAAGCUUCAGGCAGAUGUUUCUCAAGAGAUGUCAUUAAAACUCGGCGACUUAGGAUUGUCGCAAUUGAAGCUAUAUAGCGACGUGGAGGCUCGGCAGGAACGUGACGAAGUGCUCCAGAAUGCACAAGAACGAAAAGAAAUUCUCGCCUGGCUGUCAAAAGCAGACCAUGAUAGCUCAUAUCAGGAUGCCAUUCAAAGAAGACAUGACACCACGGGCAAAUGGUUCCUCGAAUCACCCGAAUACAUUCUCUGGAAGGAUACGAAGGGUAAAACUCUGUUCUGCCCAGGUAUGCCUGGAGCGGGCAAAACGAUAUUGGCCUCUGUUGUCAUCGCUGAUCUCUAUGAGAGUUACAAAAGUGAACUGUUUCAUGGUAUCGCCUUCUUGUUCAACAUCUUCAACGAAAAGCAGUCCUCCAAGGAACUACUCGCAAGCCUGUUACAGCAACUUGUCAAACGUCAAGAACAACUUCCAGUAUCGAUAACAGAGCUAUACGAGCGUCACAACAAUAUACAAAAGCCUUUGCCUAUACAGGAGAUCAUCAAAGGCAUUCGUGCCAUGGUCAAUUCCCUCCGGCGUGUGUUUCUCGUGGUCGACGCCCUGGAUGAAUGCAACACAAACUCGUUGGGGGAUCUCUUGUCAACGAUCUUUAUGCUUCGCGAUGAAUGCAACAUAAAUAUCUUGGCGACAUCGAGAGAUAUUCCCACCAUUACUUCCGAAUUUAAGGGAGCAGGUGUCCUGGAAAUAAGCGCGAGGGACGAAGACAUACAGCACUUCGUUCGAGGUAACACCAAGGGAAACAUAGUGCACCGCGAUCCAACACUUCUGGAUGAAGCUGCUGUCAAAAUUGCACAAUCCGCACAAGGGAUGUUCCUUUUGGCCAAGUUACAUGUUGACUCUCUUCAAUUCCAAAGGUCGAAGAAAGCUUUCCGAGAUGCCUUGCAAAGACUAGCAAGUGGCUCGAAUCCAUACGAUACCGCCUACGAAGCCGCCAUGGAACGUAUCAACGGCCAGACCGAGGAGCAAGCACAGUUCGCAAGAGAGGUGUUGUCGUGGGUAACCCACGCGAAGCGCCCAUUGUUGGCUUUAGAGCUGUGUGAAGCGCUCGCUAUGGAGGAUCAAGUCCCAGCUUUAGAUCCGGACAGUGUUCCAUGUCUUGAUGACAUACUCUCUGUGUGCGCUGGACUUCUUGUUGUUGACGAAGGAAGCAAUAAGAUAAGACUAGUACAUUAUACCGCUCAGGACUACUUCGACAGGACGAGCAAGCUCUGGUUUCCAAGCGCGGAGCUGAUGGUGGCAACAACCUGUAUCACCUACCUUUCGCUCUCUGUCUUCUCGGAACCGCGGCCAAAAUACAAAUCACGAUACCAGCUACGGGAUGAUCAACCUUUAUACAGCUAUGCCGCCAACUAUUGGGCAGUCCAUGCCAGCCUCACCGAUAUGAAGCAGAUACAGAGCGCUAUUGAAAGACUGCUCAAACGUCCUCAAGCCAUUCGACACGCUUUAGAACAAGUGUUUUCCGGGUCUAUCCUUGGAGCUACCGGUCUUCAUCUGGCUGUAUGGUCUGGGCUCCACGAUGUUGUGGCCAUAUUUCUUGGGCUUGGCUGUGAUCCGAAUGCAGUUCUCACUCUCUCACCACAAAAUGAGUUGGAAAGUUUGACGGAGCAAACACCCCUUACAAUAGCUGCAAAGCAUGGUUACACAUCUAUCGCUGAACUACUCAUCUCUGUUGGUGCCAGAAUGGACACGAAACUCAACGGGAGGAGCUCUAAAUCCCCACUCGAAACAGCUGCAUCCGAAGGCCAUGAGAGUACUAUCAAGCUCCUUAUUCAAGGGAGCUCUGUAAGAGACGUGCAGUUAUCUCUCAGUCCGGCAAUUCGAAAAUGUUCAGUAUCGCUUUGUGAAUUGCUCCUCGAGCGCGCUCCAGUCGAAUUCGAUGACAUGUACGAACUACUAGACAUUGCGGUCUCUCGAGGACGAAAAGAUCUUGCGUACGUCCUUCUCGAAGAGCAUUUCUCAAAGAAUGCACAGAAUCAGUAUGGUCAGACUCUAUUGUUUCGUGCAGCUUUCAAUGGAAAUUCAGGUAUCGUUCGCCAGUUAUUAAAGGCCAGCGCCACGGUGAACGUCCCUGACAGCAAUAACCAAACACCGCUUCAUGUAGCCGUGCAUGAAGGGUACGCAGAAGUAGUAAAACUACUUCUCCAUGGAGGUGCUGAUCUGGAGUUCCAAGAUUCACGUGGCCGUACGGUGUUAUAUAUUGCGGUGUCCAGGUGUCAAGAAGAUAUCGUGAAUUUACUGCUUGACUCAGGAGCCUGCGUGGAUAUUUUAGAUGGUCGCAGCCGCACCCUACUGCAUCUUGCAGCUGGCAGAGGAGAUGUUUCGAUCGUUGAGUGCAUCCUCCGUAAAGGAAUCAGCCCCAAUGUCCAAGAGGACGCAGGCCAAACCCCAUUGCAUACUGCAGCUGCUGGAGGAGACAUCGAAACAGUCCAGUAUAUGCUCAGCAGAGGAGCCAAGAUUAAUAUCCAAGAUAACGCGGGCUGCACGGCAUUUUGGUACGCAUGCACGAAUCAGCAUAGCGGUAUGGCCAAUAAGCUUUUGGAUUCCGGUGCCGACUGGCGAAUAGCAGAUAAUGCAGGCGUCAGUGUCAUAGCAUCCGCUAGGGGUGUAGCUUACCAUAGAUGUCAAGGAAUAUUCGAGAGGCUUGAGAACCUCAAUGCUAUCCUCGAACUCAUGGGAAAGCGGCGCGCAGAGAAAGCUCUUCUAGCCAGCGAACAACAAUCUCACGUUCAUACCGAAAGAGAUGUAGUUUGA